GAAAUAAUGGCGCACGAGUCCCCGCUUGAGGAGAUGUUCGACUUCCUCGGCGAUGCAGUGGACCAUUCUGGUAGCAGUGUAGAGCCUCUCCCAGCAGUGGACAGUAUUGCAUGGGACCCCGACCUGAUCUUAGAACCCAUGGGCAAUGACGCUGAAGACGAGAGUUCGCAUAUACCUGACCGAACCGCUGCCAGGUCGUGCAAUUCAAAUGGAGCAACUGGCAGGACUUGUAGAGAACAAGUGCAACACAUAACAACGAAAACGAAGAAGCGCAACAAGAACAAGGCUCGAGAUGAGCGUCGCUUCGUCUUGAUUCAGCUCCGUGACGAGGUGGAAAAACUGGAAUUUACGCUCAACCAGCUUCAGAAAAUGCGAGGCAAACAACACAAGACUACUGAACAUUCAAGCCAGGACUCAGAGCAACACCAUGGAGUGCCGGCUGUGUGGCAGGAUAUCUGUGCUCGCCAAUUGCGUCAACGGUUAACAGCAGAACGCGAAAACGUUCGACUGAAGCAAGAGCUUGAGCGGGAGAAAGAGCUUGUCAAGAGCGUUCAGAAGCUGUUGUACAAGCGGCGAAUGCCGAAGGAGACAGGGCCUGAAGCUAACAAACAUACGCGACGCACUAAUCUUCCUCCCGGGUAUAUUGAACGCAUGGCCGCAUUCAUAUUUGACGAGCUCGCCGCUGGUGUUGAGACCAUGUACCAAGAGGUGACUGGUCUGCUGAAAGCGAGCAGUUCCUUUACGACAGUUCAGCGACCACUACUACGUGGUGGCGUGGAAGGGAAAGCGGAGAAACUCUUUGACAGAAAAGCUUUGUCGUUUAGCCAGCAUGCAGCUGGUGAGGCCUGGUGGCAAGCUUGGCAUGAUCAUCGGGGACGAAGCGUACAGGAGAGCGUGGGUGACACCAUCGUCGAGACGUUUGGGUUGGAAAUGAGUGAUUUCAACGCGAAUAUUACUGCAUCAUCGUACGGACAGCAGGUUUUGCGGCGAAACAUUCAAGACAAUCGCGUCAUGUACGUCUGGAAUGCUUACAUGGAACCUUUUGUCUUUGAAAAUGAACGAGUCAGCGGCAUCUACUUUCUGGAGCAAUGCUUCGUGUUCAUCAAGCCUGAAAAUUUUCACCCAACGAAUGGCACAGACGAGUCGUUAUCGAGUCUGACAACCUGCUACACGAUCACACCUUACUUUUUGACCCCGGAGUUGCGAAAGGAUGUAAAGGCAAGGGCGCUAGUCGAUUUUUUCGUGAGCUCCAUUUUUGCGACUAUAAAGUCGCGUAGCGAAUAUGUCGAGAAUCUGCUACUAGAUCAAGCGCUUGAGAAACUCAACUUUGGCUAGAAAGCUUACGUUGUCAAAAAUAAAUAAAUAAAAUCAUGGAUCUUUAUUGUA
Messenger RNA from Phytophthora nicotianae INRA-310, 1386 nucleotides. RefSeq lists its product as hypothetical. The transcript has a single exon. Lineage: Eukaryota; Oomycota; Peronosporomycetes; Peronosporales; Peronosporaceae. The coding region runs from base 7 to 1335 and encodes 442 amino acids. The record is from RefSeq and is a predicted model, not a curated record.